Messenger RNA from Mesorhabditis spiculigera, 89 nucleotides. NCBI's taxonomy places the organism in Eukaryota, Metazoa, Nematoda, Chromadorea, Rhabditida, Rhabditidae. The record is from the annotation of a GenBank genome assembly.
GUCCCCACUGCACCUGCCGGAAUGUGCUCGAGAACGAGAGCAUGCGGAGCCGUCCUCCCAAUGGUCUCAGCAAGGCGAACGAAUAUGAA